CUUGAGAUAUUUUUCUUCCGGAAAGUCGAGGGGUGUGGGGACCGGCGAAAUUUUCUUUAAUUUUAUAAAUAUUUAUCAAAGAUGUCGAAAAACACAGCAGACAAUAAGUUCAGGAAAAUUGAUGUCGACCAGUAUAAUGAGGAUAACUAUCAAGAUGAAGUCGCUGAUGAUGGGCAGGACAUGGGACCAAAUGAACAAGAAGUCUCAAGUUUCCUUAGUCAAGGAAAGAAUUUAGAGGCACUGCAAGCAGUCCUUAGUAACCCCCCUGUGGAGACAAAGAACCAAGCUGCCAAAGAUAGAGCACUGCAGCUAGUGAUGAGGGUGCUGCUUUCAUUUAAAGUAGCUGACAUUGAUAAAGGUGUUAAUGCCCUAGACUCACAGACCUUAGAUGUUCUUAUGAAAUAUAUCUACAGAGGAUUUGAAAACCCAAGUGAAGGAAGCAGUGCACAGUUGCUAACAUGGCAUGAAAAAAGCUUUAAGAAAGGAGGCCUUGGAUGUAUUGUACGUGUACUCACUGAUAGAAAGAUGGUUUAGUGAAGCAUACAGGUGGCAGCACAUACCAAUCACAAUGAAAUCUCUGCCAAGACAGUCUUGUUUCUCAUCUUACGAGUCAAAAGGGAGGCUUGUGACUUAGAUAUACCCUGAUACUGGUUCCCGAUAGUGGAUGAUAUAUCUUGUUGGAUUACUGAUGCAGUAGUCAGUUUAGAGUGGCCUGCAUUAGCCAAAUGGCUGAUGUCAAUAUCUGUCAUUUUUUAUGUGCAAAUAGAAAAAAAAAACAUUACUUUUACAUUCAUAAAAACGUGGCAGUGAUACAGUAUGCUGUAACUUUUUCAUUAUUAAUUUGGAGGUAAAUUUUGAUUAACUGAAUUUUCUUUAAAUUUCAAUGUUUAUUCAAUACAAUUUAAGACUGAAGCAGAUUGAGGCACUCCUGAAAGUGCCAUCAGAUUAAAUGAAUUAUAAUAAUAUGUUUAUGAUGAAGUUGUACAUUUUUAUGAAGUAUGUUCAUAA
Molecule: messenger RNA, 1008 nt
Organism: Lingula anatina
Lineage: Eukaryota; Metazoa; Brachiopoda; Lingulata; Lingulida; Lingulidae
Product: actin-related protein 2/3 complex subunit 5-C
Biological process (GO): regulation of actin filament polymerization; Arp2/3 complex-mediated actin nucleation
Cellular component (GO): actin cytoskeleton; Arp2/3 protein complex
Source: RefSeq, a predicted model, not a curated record